This is a messenger RNA of Dinoponera quadriceps, 2748 nucleotides long. Its product is annotated as beta-galactosidase. Gene Ontology annotation, biological process: carbohydrate metabolic process. The coding region runs from base 338 to 2143 and encodes 601 amino acids. The transcript is spliced from 10 exons. Lineage: Eukaryota; Metazoa; Arthropoda; Insecta; Hymenoptera; Formicidae. Gene Ontology annotation, cellular component: vacuole. The record is from RefSeq and is a predicted model, not a curated record. Gene Ontology annotation, molecular function: beta-galactosidase activity.
CAGAGGACAGAUCCUACGUGCGCGUUAUUGUCGCAACGAAUGCCGACAAUAAGGAUCGUAUGUUGGUCGUGUUAAAGAAUUGCCGUAAGGGAGUAUUUGAAUCUCACUGGAACAGUAAUGUCGAUAACGUCGAACAAAACGUAUUUGUAACCGUUCGGAGCUCAAAUCGUCGCGUAUCUUGGAGCUGUCGAGCGAGUUUCGAACGCGUGAAUUAUCAUCGGCAGUGCCGGGAAUCAGUUUCGCGCGUGUUUCGUGCCGGAACAUCGUCAAACAGCUAGCGGCAAGUGGAUAUAUCUUGCAGAACGAACUAGUCAACGAAACAAAAGGUUAACCGUCAAUGGAGAAGCUGAACACGCAAUACAGUUUCGCGAUCGACUAUAAGAACAAUCAGUUUCUGCUGGAUGGGAAACCGUUCCGCUACGUUUCCGGCAGCUUUCAUUACUUCCGCGCUCCCAGGUACUACUGGAGGGACCGUCUGAGGGCGAUGAGGGCCGCUGGACUCAACGCGGUCUCCACUUACGUUGAAUGGAGCCUUCACGAGCCGGAACGGGACGAGUUCAAUUGGUCAGGCGACGCGGAUAUAGUAGAAUUCUUAAAUAUCGCCCAACAGGAAGACUUGCUCGUAUUGUUGCGACCGGGUCCGUACAUCUGCGCGGAAAGAGACAUGGGUGGUUUGCCGUAUUGGCUGCUUCGGGAUACGCCGGAUAUGAAAUUGCGUACGAAAGAUCAAUAUUUUAUGGCAAACGCUACGUCUUACUUGACUCAACUGUUGGACAAAGUGAAGCCAUUUUUAAGAGGAAACGGAGGACCCAUAAUCAUGGUUCAGGUGGAAAAUGAAUACGGGAGUUUCAACGCUUGCGACACGGAAUACAUGAGUAUGUUGAAGAAUCUUUUCCUCAACAAGAUUCAAAAUAAGGCGCUCCUGUACACGACCGACGGUGCGUCCGAGUCGAUGCUUCGUUGCGGCUCUACACCCGGUGUAUACGCCACCGUCGACUUCGGCGCGGGCGGCAACGUGACCAAGUCUUUCGCGCCUAUGCGAGCUAAGCAACCGAAAGGUCCGCUGGUGAAUUCCGAAUACUAUCCGGGAUGGUUGACACACUGGGGCGAGUCUUUCCAAAGGGUGAAGACCGACGUCGUAACGAAGACGCUGAAGGAUAUGCUCGACAUAGGCGCCUCCGUCAACAUAUACAUGUUCUACGGCGGCACCAACUUCGCUCUCACUUCCGGCGCUAACGGCGGCUCGAAUGAAUUCAAGCCGCAGAUCACUUCUUACGAUUACGACGCUCCUUUGACCGAAGCCGGAGACCCGACGGAGAAGUACUUCGCUCUGCGAAACGUCAUCGGUCAGUAUCUGCCAUUGCCGGGCGUACCUGUCCCGAUCGUGUCUCCGAAGGGCAACUACGGACCGGUACUGCUCGAGCCGAUAUCGGAACUGCUCGACAACUAUCUGUUCGUGGUGAGCCAGUCCGCCGCUGACUUUCCCAAGACCUUCGAAGCGCUGUCCGUCAAUCAGGGUUUCGUGCUCUACGAGACGAGACUGCCGGUCUCUAUCUCGGACGAGUACACCUUGAACGCGACGGUGAAGGACCGGGCGCUGGUGUACGUGAACAAGCAACUGUACGGCAUUCUGAGCCGCACGGAUAAGAAGUUCACGCUACCGCUGAAGAAGUCUUACGGUGAUCACCUGCGUAUACUAGUGGAAAACCAAGGCCGCGUGAACUUCGGCUACGAAAUACGGGACUAUAAGGGUGUCUCAAACGUGAACAUCGCCGGAGUCACGUUGAAAAUGUGGAACAUGACGGGUUACUCAUUUCCGGACGUGUCCAUCCUUCGGGACAAGGGAACUAUAUCGAUGAAGAACGGGGCCCUGAAAAGCAGCCCAGUGUUUUUACGCGGACACUUCACGGUGACGGGGCAACCGCUGGACACGUUCCUGGACACUGGAGGCUGGGGCAAGGGAAUGGCCUUUGUGAACGGUUACAACCUCGGCAGAUAUUGGCCGUCGGUCGGACCGCAGAUCACCCUGUACGUGCCGGCCCCGUAUCUCCGCACGGGAAACAACGAGCUGAUUCUGCUGGAAUCUGAAUACGUCUCUCUGACGAGAAAAAUGAAAUUCCAGUCUGCGCCAAACUUAGGCUAAAGAUUCGCGAUCUCGAAACGAACAGGAAGAACGGCGCGAUAAUAUAUUCGAAAAUCAAUGCUCUUCGUUUAUUCUACUUCGGCAAACGUAACUUGAUCGCACGGAGAAAAAUUUGCAGGGGUAGCCAAUUUCGUAACGCUGUCGUAACAAACAAAUAAAUCAAUAUGAAGUAAUUUGAAAUACCGCGAUAUCUAGUCCAUUGAGAGUCGCGAUCUCGAAAAUCGAUUCUUAAAAUAUUAAAUGGUACUUAAGGAACACCCUGUAUUUAUUUGCUACGACAGCAUGUUGUGCUGAAUUAUUUUUCUCUCUUUCUUCCCCCUUCCUGAUGAGGUGGAGGAAAAGUUGGAGAAACGAAACAAAGUAAACAAUACAUUUGUUAUUUUUACACUUCUGCAAUGAUUUCCAAACAGUUGAAAUGUCAAGCUCCUACGCGCCGAUUCAACAUUUCCAGCGGUGAGCUUUCCUCAGCUUGCGUAAAGCACUCGAGCGGAGGGAAACACGUAUAUUGCUAAAAUAAAUCGUAACAACUCCGCCGUCCAAAACGCUUUCUCUUCACGCAUGUUAAUGAUUAUGUUGCAAGCAAAAUAAAAAAAGAUUCGUUCUCA